Molecule: messenger RNA, 888 nt
Organism: Eublepharis macularius
Lineage: Eukaryota; Metazoa; Chordata; Lepidosauria; Squamata; Eublepharidae
Product: 17-beta-hydroxysteroid dehydrogenase 14-like
Exons: 9
Coding region: 1-888 (295 amino acids)
Molecular function (GO): oxidoreductase activity
Source: RefSeq, a predicted model, not a curated record
AUGACAACUGGAUUGCGGUACCAGGGCAAGGUGGUCAUAGUGACAGGGGGCACUGGAGGCAUUGGUUCAGCCAUGGUCAGAGAAUUUGCUAGGCAAGGAUCCAAGGUGGUAUUCUGUGCACCAAAAUCUGAAGCGGAAAAGGGACAAGUACUUCAGAAAGAAAUCCAAGAUUCUGGGUGCGCAGGGGAAGGCUACUUCCAAGUCUGCGAUCUCCGCAUUGACAGUGACAUUCAGAGGUUGGUUCGCGUGACUAUAGAGCGUUAUGGACGCCUGGACUGCUUGGUGAACAAUGCUGCAGAACUUUUUCCUCUCGCGAAGGUAGAUGAUGCGACGAUCCAAGAUUUUCUCAACUUCGUGCAGCUCAAUGUUUUUGGAGUUUUUUUAGGAUCAAAGUAUGCCCUGCCCUGCCUGCGGAGAACAAAAGGAAACAUCAUCAACAUCGGCAGUCUUUAUGUUGACCUUGGAUUUCCAAAUGCCGUGGCGUAUGCCUCAACCAAAGCUGCUGUUAUAUCAAUGACCAAAUCCAUGGCCAUCUCAGAGAGCCAGUACGGAGUACGGGUCAACUGCAUUUCACCUAGUAAUAUCUGGACCGGUAUGUGGAGAAGAUAUGCAAACCUGACACCAAAUCCAGAGGCUACAAUUCAGGAAGGCAAAGAUUAUCAGCUUAUGGGACGAUUUGGUACCCCGGAAGAGGUGGCAUUGGCUACCCUGUUCCUUGCUGCUAAUGGAACUUUCUGUACGGGUUUGAACCUGGUGCUCAGUGGUGGAGCAGAACUUGGCUUUGCGAAGAAGAGCCAGGUGGAUGCCAAACCUGGCCCAAGCAGUAGUGGGAGCUCACAGGGGGGAGGGGACUUCAUGGUUCCUGCAUGGGCUGGGGAGAAGAGCUGA